This is a messenger RNA of Phragmites australis (common reed), 1062 nucleotides long. RefSeq lists its product as uncharacterized. Bases 8 to 625 code for a protein of 205 amino acids. The record is from RefSeq and is a predicted model, not a curated record. NCBI's taxonomy places the organism in Eukaryota, Viridiplantae, Streptophyta, Magnoliopsida, Poales, Poaceae. The transcript is spliced from 2 exons.
GCUAAUCAUGGCGUCAAAUCAGCCACCGGCCACAGAUUACGCUCCAACGGAGGAGCGGCCCAAGGGCAUACUGGAGCGGAUGCACAAGUCCCUCCUCCUUCUCGCCAUCCUCGCCGCCAGCGUCACCUACAACGCCGGCCUGAGCCCCCCGGGCGGCGUCUGGGCCGACGACGCCGAUGGCCACCUCGCCGGCGACCCCGUGCUCCAGGCUCACUACGCCGCGCGAUACAACGUGUUCUUCUACUGCAACGCGACGGCGUUCGUGUCGUCGCUGGUGAUCAUCGUGCUGCUACUGAGCAGCACCUUCAGCUUCCAUGGGUACCGCGCGCGCGCGCUGCAGACGGCCAUGGUGCUGGACCUACUGGGACUCUUGGGCGCGUUCACGGCGGGGAGCUGCCGGAAGGUGAGGACCUCAGCGUACGUGGUGGCGCUUGUGGGCGCCAUCGUCGCGUACCUUGUCGCCCACCUGCUGGUGCAGUUCUGGGUCCGGAGAAACCGAUGCCCGUCCCGCUGGCACGAGCUGGUGGACCUGCUGAACCUGCAUCGGCUGAGCCGUUUUUGCUGUUGCUCCGGCGAUGGGCGUUCUGCAACUGAAACCCAGCCUGUUAAUCAGUCUGGUCGAUGAGAAUUUGACAUGCAUCUUGUUCCAUUUGCUUUUUGUGAAAACUGUGCAAAACCAUGAUCGUGUUGAAGUACCAUCCUCCGUAUGUUCUGGCAAGUAAGACUUCAAUGCUAACUUGGUGAAAAGAAUAAGAAACUCGCGGUCUACUAGCUAGAACUAGCAGAAUAACUCGUACAAUUGCAAGGCUAGAUUUUAAAAGAUAGUUUUAUUUGCUACUUAAAUCUGAUAUCUAUGAUCAAAAGUGAAAUGUAUUCGCUGUGAGACUAUGACACCUUCAAUUGCUAUGCACUAUUAUAGUUUGGGUCACCUCGGAAUAGGAUGCACGUACCUUUCUGUUUUCCUCCAAAGCGAUGAGGGAAUUUCUAGGAUUUGAUCAUUUUUGUCACAUUUUUUCAACUUCACAUUUAUUGUGAUGUCCCUUCGAUCCCAUCAAAUGUUUU